AAAGCCUGUGUUAGGGUGAACUACAUUACCCAGCAGCCUCUGGGCAGUGAUGGGAUUCAUGGGAUUUCGGAGCUGGAUGGUGUUCGUUCGUUCCUGGGCUGGCGAUUGAGGAGAGAGCUGCGGGGAAGGGAAGCAAAUAGCCCAUCCUGUAUUUGUUGGGGAUGGUGUGCGUCAAUUAAAAAAACCACACCAUAUCACCCCUCCACAUCCUCCUACUGUAUGCCAUACCUUCCUGUACCAUCCAUCUGACCGCCAAUAAACUCCACCUGUGGUAAUCUAAUCCCUGGAUGUCAGCCUCUCCUUCUGACCGAGGAUAGUUACUAUUGCAGCACACCCCAGCAUUAAACUGACGUACACCAUUCUGUACAAAGUGGUCCUUCGAGCCGGAUGUGCUGCACCUGCAUGACAUGGCUGCCUCCAGAGAUCAGGAUGAUGCACAGAGUCCCCGUCCUAGCAGGAGCCAUCGAAUCCCUGGACAUCUGGAGGACUAUGAGUUGUCCUACCGUACCCGUGGGCCAAGGCUGUCACCCAAUCUAACAGAGGAGGUUAUGAUGGCACCGUCAAACUCCCACUACACAAGGAGGCCGGAUGUGGAAGAGAUAAGAUGGCGAAGAAUGGAGGAUUGUCUGAUUAAUAUCCAGCAUCAGAUGCGAUCUCUGCAAGUGACUGUAGCAGAGUCCCGUGACCUUAACAAACGGGUGCAGCGACUAGAGCAGCUCACCCCUCCAGUGCCAAAGGGGCCAUUAAUGGAGGUGGAACCAAUGGCUUCAGCUGUCUCUACACCAAAUCCUACGGAGAGGGAGCCCAAAUCGAUUCAGGAGGGGGAGAGAAUUACAGAGCCCGUCCUUGUGAUGUCAGCUCCUUUAGCCCUACUCCCUGGCACUUCCACUGCACCCGUUGGGCCACCCACAGAGCUCUCUAUGGAAAGAUCAGCGUCUGCUCCGAGAUUCACUUCACCAUGUCCUGACUAUCUUCUCACACCAGUGCAUCCAGCAACUCCUGCUCCACCUGCUGUAGCCAGCACUGCAGCUCCACCAGCAAUACAGAUGUCUGGGCCUCCUGUGCCAUCGCAGACACCUCAACCAGACCCUCCCUUAGUGGCCCAGCCGGCCACUAUGCAACCUUCUACUGCAAAGGAGGACGUCACUCGGGGUUUCCAGCCAUGGAUCCCCCCACUUCGCCCUCUGCCUCAACAGCCUCGAUAUGCUUCAUUCCAACCUGUGCUAGCUGCACAGGGACUUAGACCUCCACCAGGUAUGUUCCCAGCAGUAAACCACACGAGUUCAGAACCCAGUAUGUUGGAAAUGGUGAUUGCAUCCUCCUAUGGCCUCCCUAAACCUAAGCUCACUGUUUUCAGUUCUGGGAAGGAGAGUGACUUUGCCUUACUGAAGAAAGGACUGGAUAGUGUUCUUGGGCCUCACAAGCACUUGUCCGAGGAUUACAAGUAUCAGAUCUUGCUAGAUCACUUGAAGUUCCCAAGUGCAUUCCAAGUGGCUAAACGCUACAUCCAUGACCCAACUCCAUAUACUAGUGCAAUGAGGGCUCUUGAGCAGAAGUACGGCCAGCCAAGACAACUGGUACAGAGUGAACUCAGCGCCAUCCUGUGCACACCACACAUAAAACCAGGUGACUCACAAGCCUUUGAAGCUUUCUCCCUGUCAGUUGCCAGUCUAGUGGGGAUGCUUACCACGAUGGACGGGGUGGCAGAGAGUGAACUCCACUGUGGAUCCCACGUAGACCGAUUACUCACCAAACUCCCUCUGAGUUAUCGGGAUAACUUUGCAGAGUACUGCCUUAACCGAGGGAUCCUGCGGCCCGGAUCAAAUCGCACUUAUACCCUCUAUGAUCUAGCCGAGUGGUUGGAGCGCAAGACCCAAGCAAUGCAGGUCUCCCGACGGGCCACGGAGCUGUAUGCCUCAGAGAAGCCCUGGUUGGAGGGGAAAGUCAGUAGGCACUUGGAAACAAAACCCAAACCCAAGUUGGCCUCUGUGUAUUAUGGACCUGAAACCACGGCCACCAAACCACCUGCUUUGGCCCAUCCAGGUCCGAAGAAUGUUGCAAUGCAGAAGAAAAGAGAACGUUUCAAGCCUUACUGCCCUUUCUGUGAAGGGACAGAGCAUUACUUGAGUGGAUGUAAUGAGUUCUCCCGGCUGGAUGUGGCUGCGGUUGUGAACUGGAUCAGAGACAAGAAUAAAUGUUGGAGGUGUGGCAGGAACCAUUCUGCUGACAACUGCACGCUCAAGAAACCCUGCAGCACCUGUGGUGAGCAACACCUCCUUGUAUUACAUGGCCUUGCCAAGGCUAAAGAGCAGAACCCCAGUAUCCUGACCAUGUGCACAGCAUCCAGUGUCAUCUAUGUUGACCAUUCCAGUCACUCUGGGAGAGUGAUGUUGAAGGUGGUAAGAGUUCAACUCCACAAUGGGAAAAAAACCAUGGACACCUAUGCUGUGCUGGAUGAUGGUUCAGAGAGAACCAUAAUAUUGCCUGCUGCUGUAAAGUUCCUCGGCCUAGCCCCAACAGACGAGACUCUGGCCCUCCGAACCAUCAGGCAGGAUGUCCUGCAGCUGCAUGGGGGAAGCCUAUCAUUGGAGGUGUCCACUAAAGCUAAGCCGAAGGUGAGGCAUCAAAUACUAAAUGCAUUCACAGCAGAACAACUGGCUCUGGCAGAGCAAUCUUGCCCGGUGGAAACACUCAAAAGGAAGUACAGUCACCUGCAACGACUUCCCCUCACAGGUUUCAGCAAGGUGAAACCUAUGAUCCUGAUUGGAUCAGAUCACCCGCACCUUAUCACUCCGGUAUGCCCAGUGAUUCGUGGACCACCUGGAGGGCCAGUAGCAGUCUGCACGGAGCUGGGGUGGGCGCUGCAGGGACCUGCCAAGAGUCUUCCACAUCCAGCGGCUGGACAGGCAUGCUUGCACUCAUCAUUCAUCCCACAGACAUCAGAGCUCUCCAAGGAUGUUGAGAGGCUAUGGCAGCUUGACGUCCUCCCUUUUAGGAAUGAAAAGGAGGUUACCAGGUCCAAGGAGGACCAGCAGGCAAUCGACAUUCUUGAAUCCAGGACAGUCCGAGUACAGGUAGAGGGAGUCCACCGAUAUGCUACUCCCUUGCUGCGCCGCGCAGGGUUUCCUCAGGUGAAGGCACCUGAAGGGGCUGUCAUGGCUCUUCUGAGAGCCAAUGAGCGUCGGCUACGCAAGGACCCCAGCAGAGCACAGACAUACAACGAAGAGAUCAAAAAGCUGGAGAAGGCAGGCUAUGUGGUAAAGCUGACUCCGGAGGAGGUGCAUGGUUCCACUGAAUCCUGGUACAUUCCACACCAUCUUGUGCAUCACAACAACAAAGCCCGCCUAGUCUUCAACUGCUCCUUCCUGUACCAGCAAACUGCCCUUAAUGACCUCCUGCUGCCAGGCCCCACGCUUAGCCCCUCACUCCUUGGUGUGUUAAUCCGAUUCCGCCAGCAUGCUGUGGCCAUAAGCGGUGACAUAAAGGCCAUGUUUCAUCAGGUGCGCCUGCUUCCCGAAGAUCAGCCUCUACUUCGCUUUCUGUGGAGGAGUGGACAGCAGGAGCGCCCACCUGAUGUGUAUGAAUGGCGAGUGUUACCAUUUGGUACAACCUGCAGCCCCUGCUGUGCCACUUACGCUUUACAGCGGCAUGUGCGAGACCACCGUGAGGGGAAUGAGGAGGUGUAUGAGUCUGUCCAUACAGCUUUUUAUGUCGACAAUUGUCUGCAGUCUCUUCCGACUCCCUGCCAGGCUAAACAGCUACUGGACCAAAUGAGACAGCUACUGGCCAGGGGAGGAUUUGAGAUACGGCAGUGGGCUAGUAAUGUGCCAGAGGUGGUGUCCCACCUGCCUACUGCGGCCCGUUCUGACAGCUGUGAGCUCUGGCUGACCUUUAACCAAGCUGAUCCACAAGAGUCGAUGCUUGGGUUACGUUGGCAUUGCCCCACCGAUACCUUGGGGUACAAGCAUCGCCCAGUCUCCUACGCAACACCAACUCUUCGCAAUGUGUACAAGGUGCUUGCCAGCCAGUAUGACCCUCUAGGGUUUAUCAUUCCCUAUACCACUAGAGGGAAGAUUCUUGUACAAUCGAUGUGGCAGAAGGAGAUGGGCUGGGAUGAACCUAUCACUGGUGUCCUUCGUGCCACCUGGGCAGAAUGGGAAAAGGAGCUGCCGUACCUGCAGAACAUUACCUUACCGAGGUGUUAUGUGCCACCUGCUACAGACUCUCCGAGUUGCACGUUUGAGCUGCACGUGUUCUGUGAUGCCUCCGAGAAAGCGUAUGGAUCGGUAGCUUAUCUGAGGACCACAGAUUGCCACGGACAUGCCAGCACUUCAUUCCUGUUGGCCAGAUCCCGAGUCGCUCCUCGGAAGAGAUUGUCCAUGCCUCGGCUCGAGCUCAGUGCUGCUCUCACUGGCGCGCAGCUUGCCAAGACUCUCCAAACUGAACUUACCAUACCCCUGCAGAAUACCAUCUUGUGGACUGACUCUACUACCGUGCUGAGUUGGUUGCAGUCAGAUUCCUGCCGGUACAAGGUCUUUGUCGGGACUCGAAUUGCUGAAAUCCAGGAGCUCACCAGUUCUCAUCAGUGGAGGUAUGUCACGUCAGCAGAAAACCCGGCUGAUGACAUCACCAGGGGGAAGGAACUCUGUAGUCUUUCGGCAGACAGCCGUUGGGCUCAGGGCCCCGAGUUCUUGCAACAAAGUUCGGCACACUGGCCCUCCCAACCUACUGGUAGGGCUGAGACUACAGAUGAGCUGCGCAAGGGGAGGUUAUGUGGGCUGGUCACAGUGGCCCAGACUCCUACUCCAGACCCUGGAAACUUCACAUCUUGGGAGGAGCUUGUGGAAGCUACUUACUAUGCGCGCCACGGGGCGGCUUCUCCUCCAAUGACCGCCAUUGAUCGUGUGGAGGCCGAGAUAGCCAUUUUGAAGUCAGCUCAGUGUGACAGUUUUCCGGAGGAGGUGGUAGCUCUGAUGAAGGGACGGACUCUGGCCCUGAAUAGUCGACUUUGUUCGCUCUGCCCUGAGUAUGAUCAGGUUACUGGCCUGAUAAGGGUUGGAGGACGCCUGAGACGUGCCGAAGGUCUGGACUCAGACACCAUACACCCUAUUGUGCUACCUCCCGAACACCCGGUAACUAAGCUCCUUGUCCAACACUUUGACACGAUUCUGUUGCACCCUGGUCCAGAGCGCGUCUUUGCAGAGAUACGGCGCGCUUAUUGGAUCAUUAGAGGGCGACAAGUAAUCCGGAGACAUCAAAGACAAUGUGCAGAGUGCCAGAAAUGGCGGGGGAGGCCUGCUUCCACCAAAAUGGCUGAUUUGCCGGCAGCGAGACUCCGGAUCCACAAACCUGCUUUCUGGUCAACGGGAGUUGAUUGCUUCGGUCCCUACACCAUCAAGAUAGGCCGGAGGCAUGAGAAGCGCUGGGGCAUAAUCUUUAAGUGCCUAACCACCCGAUGUGUACACCUGGAUUUGCUGCCAAGCCUGGACUCAGACGCUUUCCUCAUGGCUGUGCGAAGAUUUGUCUCUCGACGGGGUACCCCAUUCGAGAUAUGGUCAGAUCAGGGCACUAAUUUCCGAGGGGGUGCUCGAGAGUUACAGGAAGCUUUCUCUAUGAUGACGCCCAUUCUUCAGGCACAGCUAGCAAAGCAGAGGAUAGCCUUUCAUUGUAAUCCACCGCAUGCCCCCCACUUUGGGGGAGCAUGGGAACGGGAGAUAAGGUCGGUUAAGGGGGCACUCCAGGUCAUCCUGAAGAAUCAGAUUGUGACGGAAGAAGUCCUCUGCACGGCUCUCCUUGAAGUAGAAGGGAUCCUUAAUGCGAAACCUCUUGGUUACGCAUCCUCGGAUAUUGCUGAUCCUGACCCCAUUACACCAAAUCUCCUGCUUAUGGGGCGGCGGGACGCUUCACUGCCGCAGGUGAUUUACGGACCAGGGCAUUUUAUCACCAGUCGAAGAUGGAAACAAAGCCAGGUCAGGUUGUCAUGA
Messenger RNA from Oreochromis niloticus (Nile tilapia), 5984 nucleotides. RefSeq lists its product as uncharacterized. Lineage: Eukaryota; Metazoa; Chordata; Actinopteri; Cichliformes; Cichlidae. Gene Ontology annotation, biological process: DNA integration. The record is from RefSeq and is a predicted model, not a curated record. Gene Ontology annotation, molecular function: nucleic acid binding. Bases 408 to 5984 code for a protein of 1858 amino acids. The transcript has 3 exons.